CGGGAGCUUCCUGUCCCUAUCCUGGCGGUUGUCACUGCACACUCCGAGGUCUUCGAAAAACAAACCGGAAAUUGAGAGUCCCAAGACACCGAUAUAUUUUCUACAGGCUACUGCCGGGACAAAGUAACUAUCCACAGGCUUCCGUUUCCGUUUGCCUUGUUGCCGUGGUAACGAGCACGCUCAGCCUUGCUGGCGGUUAUGGCGGGACUGAACGGCUCGCAGAUCCCCGAUGGGGAGUUCACCGCCGUCGUGUACCGGCUCAUCCGGGACGCCCGCUACACCGAGGCGGUGCAGCUGCUGGGCGGGGAGCUGCAGCGGAGCCCGAAGAGCCGCGCCGGCCUGUCGCUGCUGGGCUACUGCUACUACCGCCUGCAGGAGUUCGCGCUGGCGGCCGAGUGCUAUGAGCAGCUGAGCCAGCUGCACCCGGAACUGGAGCAGUACCGCCUGUACCAGGCCCAGGCCCUGUACAAGGCCUGCCUUUAUCCAGAGGCCACCCGGGUCGCCUUCCUCCUCCUGGACAGCCCCGCCUACCACAGCCGAGUCCUGCGCCUGCAAGCUGCUAUCAAGUACAGCGAGGGCGAUCUGUCAGGGGCCAGGAGCCUGGUGGAGCAGCUGCUGAGUGGGGAAGGGGCGGAAGAAAGUGAGGGCGACAAUGAGGCCGAUAGCCAGGUUAACCUGGGUUGUCUGCUGUACAAGGAGGGUCAGUAUGAAGCAGCGUGUGCCAAGUUCUUUGCGGCCCUGCAGGCCUCGGGCUACAGGCCUGACCUUUCCUACAACCUGGCUUUGGCCUGUUACAGCAGCAAGCAAUAUGCCUCAGCGCUUAAGCAUAUCGCUGAUAUUAUUGAACACGGGAUCCGCCAGCACCCAGAGCUGGGUGUGGGCAUGACCACUGAGGGCAUUGAUAUUCGCAGUGUUGGCAACACCGUAGUGCUCCACCAGACUGCUCUGGUGGAAGCCUUCAACCUCAAAGCAGCCAUAGAAUACCAACUGAAAAACUACGAGGUAGCCCAAGAAACCCUCACUGACAUGCCACCGAGGGCAGAGGAAGAGUUGGACCCCGUGACCCUACACAACCAGGCACUAAUGAACAUGGAUACCAAGCCGACAGAAGGGUUUGAAAAGCUACAGUUUUUGCUGCAGCAGAAUCCCUUUCCCCCAGAGACUUUUGGCAACCUGUUGCUGCUUUACUGUAAAUAUGAGUAUUUUGACUUGGCAGCAGACGUCCUGGCAGAAAAUGCCCAUUUGACUUACAAGUUCCUCACGCCCUAUCUCUAUGACUUCUUAGAUGCCUUGAUCACUUGCCAGACGGCUCCUGAGGAGGCUUUCAUUAAGCUUGAUGGGCUAGCAGGGAUGCUGACUGAGCAGCUCCGGAGGCUCACCAAACAAGUACAGGAAGCAAGACACAAUAGAGAUGAGGAAGCUGUCAAAAGGGCAGUCAAUGAAUAUGAUGAAACUCUUGAGAAGUAUAUACCUGUGUUGAUGGCCCAGGCAAAAAUCUAUUGGAACCUUGAAAAUUAUUCAAUGGUGGAAAAGAUCUUUCGCAAAUCUGUGGAGUUCUGUAAUGACCAUGAUGUGUGGAAGCUGAACGUGGCACAUGUUCUGUUCAUGCAGGAAAACAAAUACAAAGAAGCCAUCGGUUUCUAUGAGCCCAUAGUCAAGAAGCAUUAUGAUAAUAUCCUGAAUGUCAGUGCUAUUGUAUUAGCUAACCUCUGUGUUUCAUAUAUUAUGACAAGUCAAAAUGAAGAAGCCGAAGAGUUGAUGAGGAAGAUUGAAAAGGAAGAAGAGCAGCUCUCUUAUGAUGACCCAGAUAAGAAAAUCUACCAUCUCUGCAUUGUGAACUUGGUAAUAGGAACUCUUUACUGUGCCAAAGGAAACUAUGACUUUGGUAUUUCUCGAGUUAUCAAAAGCUUGGAGCCUUAUAAUAAAAAACUUGGAACUGAUACUUGGUAUUAUGCCAAAAGGUGUUUCCUGUCCUUAUUAGAAAACAUGUCAAAACACAUGAUAGUGCUUCGUGACACUGUUGUUCAAGAAUGUGUCCAGUUUCUAGAACACUGUGAACUUUAUGGCAAAAACAUACCCGCUGUAAUAGAACAACCACUGGAAGAAGAAAGAAUGCAUAUUGGAAAAAAUACAGUCACAUAUGAGUCCAGACAAUUGAAAGCUUUGAUUUAUGAAAUUAUAGGAUGGAAUACUUAAUGGCUGAUAAUGAUUUUUUAUCAUACUUGCUUUGUUAUCUUUUUUGUUUUGUUUUGUUUUGGCACUUUGUAUUAUCUUUAGCCUUUGGCAUUUUUACACUUGUUGCAUUGGCAUUUGUACACUUGUUGCAUGUGGAAGUUUUCACAGUUUUCAAUUAUAAUUAAAACUAAUAUAACUUUGCUUUAUAACUAUAAAUAUAACUUUUCUCUUGAGGAAACUCAUAAACAAUUAUAAUAAGAAAUUGGGCCCUAGAAGUCUUUAUGAAAAAAUUCAAAACUGAAUGGGCAAGUUACAUUUUAUAGUGUUUAUAAUGCCUAUGUUCCCUUUCCCUUGUUUUUUUUUCCCCCUGUCCCUUGUUAUCAUUUGUACUUUAUUGUUAUGUUGAAAGUAUCCUGUAUGACAAGAUUACAUGAUCCAGGUAGUAGGGACUAUUAAGUCCAGAACUCAGUUAACAUAUAGCUAAUCUGGGCUUUAAUAAUUAUUUCAGAGGUUAUGUGUUCUACUUCAAUAGCCUACUCUCAAAAUUUGUAAUGCAUGAUUUUUCCGUAAUUUUUUUGAUGUUUCAGUCAGUUUUCCAAUACAGACGCAAUGCUUUAACAAAAAUUCCUCACAUUCCAAAUGUUUUAUAAAAGCAUACAAACUCCAGUGGAAAAUCUUGUGCCCUAACAAAAUUAUGGUGUUACGGAGUAGAAACAAUAAACA
This is a messenger RNA of Nycticebus coucang (slow loris), 2898 nucleotides long. RefSeq names its product tetratricopeptide repeat protein 30A. NCBI's taxonomy places the organism in Eukaryota, Metazoa, Chordata, Mammalia, Primates, Lorisidae. Gene Ontology annotation, cellular component: intraciliary transport particle B; axonemal microtubule. Gene Ontology annotation, biological process: intraciliary transport. The coding region runs from base 199 to 2196 and encodes 665 amino acids. Gene Ontology annotation, molecular function: intraciliary transport particle B binding; protein binding. The transcript has a single exon. The record is from RefSeq and is a predicted model, not a curated record.